Messenger RNA from Leishmania mexicana MHOM/GT/2001/U1103, 2565 nucleotides. RefSeq lists its product as hypothetical. Lineage: Eukaryota; Euglenozoa; Kinetoplastea; Trypanosomatida; Trypanosomatidae. The coding region runs from base 1 to 2565 and encodes 854 amino acids. The transcript has a single exon. The record is from RefSeq and is a predicted model, not a curated record.
AUGCGCCAGGAGGCCCGCGACCGCGGUGGGUACGACAGCGGGGGCAGCUGCUGCAGCGCCGCAGACCCCGGCGAUGCGAGGCGGGCCGCAGCUGCAGUGGCUGCCGCAGGUUCGAGCCCGCACGAAGGUCUCACGGAUGUGCUUGACAGGCCGGAACACUGCCCUGCUGCUGCUGUUAUUGCUGGUGAGGUUGCAGCACCGAUGUUGCCCUCUACUUCACUGCUCACCGCCCCACUCAGCGGUACACCGGACAGCGAUUACGGCGAGGCGUUGCGCACGGGGGAGAGGGGGAAGCACCAACACUGUGAUGACGCGGUUAGGAUCUCGACCGUCUUAGACCAGCCACAAACCUUCUCACCACUGCCCCAGGCGCCUCUCACUGCGCCGCACAACGAUACCCAGCAGCGGGACCAGCACCCGCAUUUAGGGCAAGGGCACAGGGACGCUGUCAACAACAGCGGCGGCGGAAGUAGCAGUUCUUGCCACCCCAAACAGACUCACCUUGACGGAGAGUACGAUGUUCAUCACCGCCACGCGCAGCCGCGCCUUUCCCCGGAUGCCGUCUUCAAGUAUGGUCACGACGGUGCACUGUUGAGCCCCAACAACUCCUUCACUGCGGCCGCCGCUGCUUUGGCAGCUCGCCGCCAGUCAGCCACCGACCGUGUGCGUCGCACCAGUUGUUCUGUUAGUAGCGUAGCCGAUCUUUAUGGUGGGCACGCAGACCGCAGCGCAAGUGCGUCACGGCGGCUCUCACUGGGGCGAUGCAGCUCCGCACAGUCUCGCAAGUAUAUCGACUCCGCAUUGCCCUCGACAGUGCCCCCGGCGGGGGUGCGACAGGACCGGUGUGGCAGCAUCACUCGCGUGGAGGCUUCACUAGUUGCACUGCAAGUGGAACUGGCGACCGAGAAGCGCAACAACAUUGAGGCGGAGCACCACAUCACUACACUGAACCGCGAAGUAGAGCGCCUGCGGAAGGAGAAUGCGCGCUUGUCACGCGAGGUGGCGGUUGCCGCGACCGCUGCCCACAGCGCAUCCGCGCCGCCCCAUUCGGUCGCGCCCGGGGGCGGUGCGGAUGGUGUUGGGGCGGCUUUCUCGUCAACAGCCCAGGCGUAUUCGGAUGCGGUGACGGCGGAGAAACGCAUCGAAGUCCUCGAGGCGCGUCUCGGUGAGCUGUCGCGUAACAUGGAGACGAAGCAGCGUGAGCUGGACACGAAGGACGAGCGCAUUCGUCUGCUGGAACACAAGCUCGCGGACCAGCUGCUGCUCUACUCAGGGAUGAGCCACAUGGGGGGGAUGCCCACAAACCCUCCUCAGGCCUCGCAGCCGGCCGCGGUGGUGCGGCACAACUCAGCGACGGCGCCAGCGCAUCAGCAGGAGCGCCGGCCGAGCCGCACGAGGCAGAGGGGCAGUGAAAAGGUGAGCAGCGUCGGAGCCCAUGCGGCGCCUUCGCGGCUGUACUGGCAGGCGCAGGCGCCGGACACAACCCUGGUGGGCCCAAAGGUGAGCGCCAUCCGAUCAGUGAGCGUGCACAACCUGCACGUUGGUCGGAGCAACAGCGACGACAGCCCCGGCUCGCGGUCGAUUUCGCAGGAGCAAUCUCGCAGCACUUGCAAUCAUGUACGCCACAGUGCCGGCGCCGGUGCGUCGGAGGAGGGGGCGCCCAGUGACGCAGGGCCGCAGCCGUCCGCUUUCUCGCUGCGAGGGUCCCAGCCCGAUGUGAGGGUGAACCGCCCGCUAAGCGCCACGAGGGACCUUCGCCAACAAACCCCGCGCACCUCCAGUGUGCGGCGUCGUCCUUCCUCGACAUCUUCCCAACCGGGUGGCAGGGACCUCUCAGCGGGGACUCGACCAACCACCGGCGCGCGCAGCUCGGUCAGGCUGCGAUACAGUCGUGACGCAUUUGGUUCGCGUGGCCACGCUGACGGUGACGCUACUGGUAGAACGACCAGCAGCUUGGAGAAAGGUCAUCCUCCCGAUCGCUCGGGAUCGGCAAGCUCUCCUCGGCGCCCGUCCGUGCAGCGGCGCACGUCCACCUCGUCGCUGCGCUCCGCCAUGACUGCGACCCGCGAGGACAGCCAGCGUGCAUUUUCUCGCCGCAAUCCGGCAGUGUCGCCGGCCCGCCGCAACUCCAGUAGCAUAGUCACCGGCAGCCACCCGAUGCGCCUGAGUGGCGGUGCCAGCGCUGGUGGAGAUGCGCGUUUUCCAUCGCCCGGCAGUCCCGCGUACGGCAGAGCGCAGUCCAGUUUCUUAUCGAAUGGCUCCACGGCGCGCCGCGGGUCGGCAACCCGCUCUGUGGAGCAGCAGAGCGUGCGCUCUGGCACGUCGACCCGCUCUCGUCCGCAGAUCACGUACAGUGCGGACAACGAGUCGGCAACGAUCAAGGGGUCGACGACGACAGUAGUGUUUCGAAGUGGCAAUACCUCCAACGCCAGCGCCAACUCCUACUAUAGGGGCAGCUCCUACGCUCGCGAUGGUGCCCCGCUGCUCCCCUCUCGCUUGACCGCCUCUGGUCCGGUAGUGGCACCAGACGACGCGAGAACGGGCGCCGCUAUCGACAUCCCGUAA